AUGUCUCAAGAAUCAAACUCGGGCAACUGGCGGCAAGCAGGUCGAUCAUUAGCAAUCAUCGCUUCUAAUGCUCCAGUCGAAUGCCGCGACAGAUUUGACCUGGAAGGCCUUGUUGCAGCAAUCAAACGCUUGCUAACGAUUGAGCAAACCGAAAUCCAAACUGAUGCCAUGAGAGCUUUGGUGCCGUUUCUAACAUCUGUAGAAAGAAUACAGGUGCUCAACAAGGAGAACAUGUGGAUGGCUCUUCUUCGGGCAAGCUUACGAUCUGGAGUGCCUUUGUUGGAACAGUUCUGUGCCAAUUUGCUUCAGACAGCGCUAGAUGCUGUGCCAGGUGCCGUACAAUUCAGCAGGGAAGCAAUGAUGCUACUUGCGGAAUUGUCAAGAAAGCAUCAUGAACAGCAAAUGAAUCUUUGCUUCAAUCGUCAAAAUCCUUUUGUGCGAAGGAAAUGCGUAUGUAAAUGAUCGGUUGGUGCAUAAGCUGCUGCUCCGAGAAGUUUCUGCAGUGCUACAGUUUUUGGGUCAAGGUCAGGAUGAGAGCUUGGAUGUCGCGCCAGCACAGAAGAAUGCGCUCAUUGCGUUGUUGACUUUG
Messenger RNA from Guillardia theta CCMP2712, 589 nucleotides. RefSeq lists its product as hypothetical. NCBI's taxonomy places the organism in Eukaryota, Cryptophyceae, Pyrenomonadales, Geminigeraceae. The record is from RefSeq and is a predicted model, not a curated record. The annotation marks the transcript as partial. The transcript has 2 exons.